Messenger RNA from Nicotiana tabacum (common tobacco), 1708 nucleotides. Its product is annotated as D-amino-acid transaminase, chloroplastic. Gene Ontology annotation, biological process: folic acid biosynthetic process. Lineage: Eukaryota; Viridiplantae; Streptophyta; Magnoliopsida; Solanales; Solanaceae. Gene Ontology annotation, molecular function: 4-amino-4-deoxychorismate lyase activity; pyridoxal phosphate binding. The record is from RefSeq and is a predicted model, not a curated record.
AACUGCAUCAUUGUACAUUAUAGGUGGGAGAGAGCUCCGGGGCUGUUCUAUACAAAGCAGAAAAGACACUUUGAAAUCCAAUUUUGGGGCGAAAUUCAUGAUGAAAUUGUAAAAUAGAAUUGUUGGACGGCAGCUCCCGUCUUAAAGCAUCAGACCAUUAUCCAAAAUCCAAUACAAUCUAGUACCAACUACAAACUAUAAGACAAAAUUUGAUUCUUUUCUGUUCUUUACACUAGUUUAAUGGGACCAACAGGACUGCUUUUGUCUCAUAUUUCAUCUAUUUUCUGCUACUAUAAAACUUCCUCUUACACCUUAAGUUCAAUACCCAUCUCCGAUUCCUUUGUAAAGUUUCAAUCGUUUGCGCUAUGGCUGCAUCCAACUCUUCUUUUGAUCAAACAUCAGCAGCUAUAGCAACAGAGACUGCGAAUAUGGAAGAUUUCAAAGUUCAUGUGUUCUCGUCCUCUGACGAGUUACUUGAAAAGUUGCACGAGAAAUGGAAUUCAGUGAAGCAGCAACCUUAUCCGGUAAUGUAUUCUAGCAUAUUUGGCGGAAUCAUUCUUGAUCCAGCAAUGAUGGUUAUUCCAAUUGAUGAUCACAUGGUUCAUCGAGGUCAUGGUGUCUUUGACACCGCUAUUAUUUUGGAUGGUUAUUUGUACGAAUUGGAUGUCCAUCUUAACCGCUUCCUUAGAUCAGCAUCCAAAGCCAGAGUCGCGUCUCCAUUUACAUUUUCAGAACUUAAAAGGAUUCUAAUUCAACUUGCUGCAGCAUCAAAGAUGAGGAAAGGCACUCUGAGAUAUUGGUUGAGCGCAGGGCCUGGGGACUUCUUACUCUCCCCAGCUGGAUGCCCAACAUCUGCAUUCUACGCUGUGGUGAUUGACGAGGAUUUCUCACAAUGCAAAGAAGGGGUAAAAGUGAUAACUUCUGCAAUCCCCAUGAAAUCACCUCUUUUUGCCACUAUGAAAAAUGUGAACUACUUGCCGAAUGUCCUCUCCAAAAUGGAAGCCGAGGAUAAGGGAGCAUUCGCUUCUAUUUGGGUUGACGAAGAAGGUUAUAUCGCUGAGGGUCCAAAUGUGAAUGUUGCUUUCAUAACUUCUGAGGAGGAGCUGAUUUUGCCUAGCUUUGAUAAGAUCUUAAGUGGCUGUACUGCUAUGAGGCUUCUUCAACUUGCACCCAAGUUGAUUGAGCAGGGACGUUUGAAAAGCGUCAAAACUACUGACAUUAUGGUUGAAGAUGCCAAAAAGGCUGCUGAAAUGAUGUAUGUUGGAAGCACACUUCCUUUAUUACCUAUCAUUAUGUGGGAUGAGAAACCUAUUGGAAAUGGGGAAGUUGGAGAAUUGACAAUGGCACUCUCGGAUUUACUUUGGGAAGAUAUGGCAGCUGGCCCAGAAACACAGAGAAUUCCAGUUCCAUAUGCGUAGGAACUCAAUCUCAAAUCGAAGAAUAUGCUCUGAUAGGAUGCUCUGAAAUCAAUGUCAUUCUAUUUUCUAAGUAGUGGGUGGUUGCUCCUUGGUUCUGUGGCACAGAAGUAUGACUUAAGCUUUACUUUGUGUGGAGAUUCUCCAGCAUUGCACAAUGUUUUUCAAGUAUUGACUGUCAGAAGUGAGUCAACCAAAUAGUCUUGCAAUGUAUUGGUACAUGAACUUUUCUGUUUUGUGUUUGGAAUAGAAUGCUUGAAAGAAUGCAGAAUAUUGAUCCAAUCAUUUUUGCC